UGUUGCACGUCAACAGUAAGUAAGUGCAGCUGGGUUAAGUCGGCAUCGAUGCAGGCUCUCUGUUGGAGGGUUUUAUAACCCUCUUCUUCCACUCCGCGUUUGGAAUGGCAGUUCAUAUGGCGCACCCUUUACGCGCAAUGCGUAAACGGAGUGGACGUGGGCAGGCAGAUGGUGGAGGGGAUGGUUUGAACGUGGGCCAGUGUUUCCAGCGAGCAGAGGCCUACAAGAGCUUCCUGUUCAGAGAGAAUCGUUUUCUACUGGUUGGACUGAGCUGGAAGAGAGACUCUUGGUUACUUCCUUGUUUGAGCUGGAAACACUUAAUUCAAAGUUAUGGCUCGUAGGACUCCAUGCCGGAACAAGAAUGUCCAUGAAAUUGUGCAUCUCUCUCUUCUACAACUCAAGUUUUUUAAGGAAAUUAAGAAUAUAGGAGAAUAUCUGGUGGGAUCCUGUCAGCUUCUGUAACAGGCUGGAGGUUGAGUAGCACGUAAAAAUUGAAAAUGAGUCACGAGGCACAAGAAAACCAGGGGACGGGACUGAAAGAUGUCUUCGACAUACUAGUUAAAGCACCUACGCAACGACUGCUAAGCCUGACAUUCCAGCUGGGUGAGUCUCCCGAAGACAACAUCAUCCACGCCUUGUGUCUGAUUAUUCUCCAGAAAGAGGAGCGAGCCCUGAACAGACUCCAGAUGCUGAAGGACAACUACCUUGCUAGCCAUCUGGCUGAGAAGUGGCAGAUGAGCGGAGGCAAAUUAGACGAUUUUGCAGUUCAUUGUGGUCGUUUGCAAGAGCUUACUGGGGAAUCUUUGGCGGCGUUGGCUCGUAUUUUCAAGGUUUUGUCAGAACAGAGGCUGUGUGAUCCACAUCUGAGAAAUCUGGCGUAUGAGAGAGCCCUUUCCGGUGACAGUCAAAAAACAAACAGUUGUGAGAAUCUGGCGUAUCAUCAACUCAGAGAGGAAGCUAAAGUCGUCUGCGGGCCUCAGUUUGCAGAGUGCUCCUCAAAGGAUCUCAAGUCGGGGUCUUACCAUGAUCCUCCUAGCAGCAGGCUGGAUGAAGGAACUUUAAAAGUCACUCUGUCUCCGGAUCAGUCAGUGAGCGCUUACAGUUUGCCCAGCCCGCUGCAGGCGACCUAUUCAAUGCCCUCAUACCCUACUCAUCUAGAGAUAAGCUUACCUCCAACAGCCUCAUUUCAAGGUGACAAAAUAACUCCAGAAACAUCAGAUGAGUCCAAACUAAAGACUCUCAGUGAACCUCCUCUAUCUGGUGCAAAUAAACCCUCAAAGAUGGAUGAAUCAUUAGCCACAGAGGGCAGUAAGUUGGACAGUCUUAUCGCUCAGAGUGAGACUCUUACUCAAACAACCAAACCAACCGCUGAACCAAACUUUGCGCUACCCACUGCAACAAACAUUUUCCUACCCAAGAUGCCUAUCCCCAGUGAAAUGCAUGAAACUAAAGAUGCAGAAGAGGAGGAAGAGGCCAUAUUUUAUGCGUUUGUUAUCUUCCAUGCACCGGAGGAUGCAGAUAUGGCCGAGAGUAUUAGGGAGAAUAUGGAAAGGAUCAUUGGUGAGGGUGAAGGUGCAACUUUUUCUGAGGACUUUGCCGUCCCCGGAAAGGGCACCCUGAGGUGCGUAGAGGAUGCCAUCAACAACUCGGCCUUCACUAUCCUGCUGCUUACCCGCAACUUCAACACUCAACUGCUGACGUUGAAGACGGACUCUGCUCUGAUCAACUCCAUAAGCAAGAAACAUAAGUACAACACGGUUAUCCCUCUGCUGCCGCGGGAGAACUGCAUGCCCAAAGAGAACCUCCCUAUGAUUUUGAAGGCAAUAAAUCCGCUGGAUGAGAACAGGAGCUUUGAGAGGAAGAUACAAAGGUUUUUGUCUCCGGCGAGGAUUAAAACCCAGAGGAAGAUCUGGACUGCAGAGCAGACGGUGAAGAUGCAGAUAGAGAGACAGGAGAGACUGAAGCAUGUGAACCAGCACAAAAAGCAGUUGAUCCAAGAGUUCGCAACAGCACAGCGGCUGGAGAGAGAGCAUGUGAGGCUUUUAGUGGCACAACAACUUCUUCUCGGCCCCAGUGUGCCACCAGAACAGCAACAACAACAACAACAACAACAUCCAAAUAUUCACAUUGAAAAUGCUCAGUACAUUAUGAUUGGUAAUGAUUCUCAGAUGACUGUGGGUUUGGGUGCAGGUGCAGAAAGAGAUGACUUAAUUUACAGAGAGGAGCCUUAAAGAUAAAAAAAAAAAAAAGACUUUUUCUGGAGUCGAUGUAUUUGUAGAAAAUGAGAGAAAAAAAAUCAUGUUUUUUUUUUGUCUGAACACUAAAAUGUCAGCGCUGUUACAAUCACUGAGAUAUUCACACAUGCAGAUUGUUUCAUUGUAGUUAAGCAUGCUGGUGAAGGGAUAUUCAAUAAAACUGUCAGAAGAGCAAUUAAGAGCCAUCUUAAUGAUUUCAGAGGACUCAGUGAAGAGUCUGUUGAGUUAGAGCAAGAGCUUCAGAUGAAUGUUUAGCAGAGGACUGCCAUCUACUGACCGAAUGUGUGAUGUAUACCUCCUGAUCUCCUCUGCUGUGUGAACUCACUUUAGACACUAGAGAGCAAUGUUACUCCUCACUGAAGUGCAGUGUCGUCCAGUAGCAUCACUGUUCUGGUAUCUGAGAGCUAAAAGAGAUGAAAUAAAAUCUUUAAUAUUUUCUAUUUUA
This is a messenger RNA of Sebastes umbrosus (honeycomb rockfish), 2700 nucleotides long. It is a transcript of the gene ticam1, whose product is annotated as toll-like receptor adaptor molecule 1. The coding region runs from base 498 to 2231 and encodes 577 amino acids. The record is from RefSeq and is a predicted model, not a curated record. Gene Ontology annotation, biological process: positive regulation of canonical NF-kappaB signal transduction; positive regulation of natural killer cell activation; response to exogenous dsRNA. The transcript has 3 exons. Lineage: Eukaryota; Metazoa; Chordata; Actinopteri; Perciformes; Sebastidae. Gene Ontology annotation, molecular function: protein kinase binding.